Molecule: messenger RNA, 936 nt
Organism: Rotaria socialis
Lineage: Eukaryota; Metazoa; Rotifera; Eurotatoria; Philodinida; Philodinidae
Source: the annotation of a GenBank genome assembly
AUGUCGCAAACCACAAAUGAGAUAACAACAGCAAAAAUCGCAGUCAGAAAAGUGAAUCCAAUCAAAGAUUUUUUGGCUGGUGGUGUUGGCGGCGCUUGUCUUGUUAUUACAGGUCACCCAUUAGAUACAAUUAAAGUUCGAUUACAAACACAACCAAAGCCACAACCUGGACAAGUACCAUUGUUUACAGGAACAUGGGAUUGCGCGACAAAGACUGUUGCAAAAGAAGGUUUUGCCGGUUUAUAUAAAGGGAUGGGUGCACCACUAAUUGGUGUGACACCAAUGUUUGCUGUAUGCUUUUUUGGAUAUGGUGUUGGUAAACGAUUACAAACACCAGCUGGUGAAAAUGAUAAUUAUACUUUACCGCAAAUAUUUGUUGCUGGUAUGUUAUCUGGAGUUUUUACAACUGUGAUAAUGGCGCCAGGUGAAAGAAUUAAAUGUUUAUUACAAAUUCAACAUGCGGCUAAUGAACAUAAAUAUAGUGGACCAGUAGAUUGUGCUAAACAAUUAUAUAGAGAAGGUGGUAUUCGAAGUAUCUAUCGAGGAACAGCUUUAACACUCAUGCGAGAUGUGCCUGCAUCUGGUGUUUAUUUUGCAUCAUACGAAUAUUUAAAAAGAGUGUUGACACCUGAAGGAAAAUCUCCUAGUGACUUGAGUGCAUGGAAAACAUUAUUUGCUGGUGGCAUGGCUGGUAUUGCUAAUUGGGUUGUAGCUAUUCCUCCCGAUGUACUUAAAUCAAGAUUUCAAACAGCUCCCUCAGGAAAAUAUUCUGGUAUAGCUGAUGUUUUACGUGAACUUAUACGUACUGAAGGAAUCGGAUCGCUCUAUAAAGGCAUUGUACCUGUUAUGUUACGAGCUUUUCCAGCUAAUGCUGCAUGUUUUCUUGGUUACGAAUUAACAGUUAAAUUCCUUGAUUAUAUAUGGCCACAUUGGUGA